Messenger RNA from Folsomia candida, 808 nucleotides. RefSeq lists its product as uncharacterized. The coding region runs from base 5 to 778 and encodes 257 amino acids. The record is from RefSeq and is a predicted model, not a curated record. Lineage: Eukaryota; Metazoa; Arthropoda; Collembola; Entomobryomorpha; Isotomidae. The transcript has 2 exons.
GUUCAUGCUCCUCUCCCACUAUUUCUUACCCAUCGGGCUUCUCGUCUAUCUCGUCAUGGAAAUGGAUCCGGUAAUCCAGAUCCUCUACUGGACCCACAGAAAGGUCCCCUUCCUUCAUCAAGUCACAGGCUUAUUCAUCAACAAUUUCGUCUUCCGCAUAAUCUCCUUUUUUCAUCGGUACAUCAUCUGUUUACUAAUAUCGCUGGAAAUUGUGCGAGCCAUUUGCUUGUCUUGCUACGCAACUAUUUUUGGGGGACGAAUGUUUAACGCGGUGCAAACUAUUAUUACUCGAACAGUACAGUAUGGAAGGAUGGAUUCUAUAAGGGGUUACAGACAGAUGCGCCUCGUCCUCGCGGUCGUUCGCCCCGGGCAAAGUCAAGGGUGCUCCGCGGGUAUCUUCAUCCUAGCUGUAUUCUCCAUCUUUUUGAAAUACGUCCUUAUCGUCACGCUACGAACAGGUGGACCAUUCUACGUCCUCCGAUUCCUCACCUGGGGAACAAUAAGUGUGGACGCCACGUUAUUUCAGGCUCUCAAUGUGGGUGGCGGAUUCGGAACCGGGGUAGCCGUCCUGUUGGCAAAAUUAAAAGAGACGGCUUCUUUCGUCGCGAAGGACAAGGCCGAGUUAAAACUUUUUCGGAAAGAAUUUGCAGCCGUUCAAGUAACCGGGAUGCCCUUUGCGAUUGGCCAAUUCACCUUAUGCUACACUAGUCCGGCUGUUACUGUGGCGAUCGCGGGGUUUAUUCUGGACCAAACGGUGAAUCUGAUAGUAUCUGUGUAGCAGGACAAAGUGCUUAUUGGAUAGAAUACA